Fukomys damarensis (Damara mole-rat) is the source of this 1720-nucleotide messenger RNA. It is a transcript of the gene Zp4, whose product is annotated as zona pellucida glycoprotein 4. Gene Ontology annotation, molecular function: structural constituent of egg coat; acrosin binding. The record is from RefSeq and is a predicted model, not a curated record. The transcript has 12 exons. Gene Ontology annotation, cellular component: egg coat. The coding region runs from base 76 to 1680 and encodes 534 amino acids. NCBI's taxonomy places the organism in Eukaryota, Metazoa, Chordata, Mammalia, Rodentia, Bathyergidae. Gene Ontology annotation, biological process: prevention of polyspermy; binding of sperm to zona pellucida.
UCUGGUGCUGCGGAAGACUGGCUCCUGGGAGAAGAGGAGGGAGACUCGCAGCUGGCCAGGGCUCCUUAGGGCACAAUGUGGCUCAUGCAGCGCAUCUUGCUCUGUUUCUCCCUGACAUUUGCCCUGAGUAGUUACCAUACGCUGGGGGCUCCAAGUGAGCCCGGAGUGCUCCAUUGUGGGAAGCAGAGUUUCCAGUUCAUCACCAACCAUCUCCACCAGGACGGAAAGAUGCCUGUGUUCAUCGUUUGGGACCACCAAGGGCUGCCACACAGGCUGAACAACUCUGAGUGUGGCAUGUGGGUGACGGAGGACCCUGGGGGCUCGGUGAUAUUGGAAGCCAACUACAGUGGCUGCUAUGUCAAGGAGUGGGGCUUUCACUAUGUCCUGCUGAUCGGGGUGGAGGAGGCAGACGCAGCUGGACACACGGUGCUCAUGAAGAAGAGGCUACUCAAGUGUCCUGCGAAUCUUCCAGCUCAAGAUGCUCCGGGUGCUGACCUGUGCAGUUCCAUGCCUGUGGAGGACAGAUUACCAUGCAUGCCUUCUCCAGCUUCUCAAGGAGACUGUGAAGGGUUGGGCUGCUGCUUCAGCCCUGUGGGAGAAGCCGCUUCCUGUUACUACGGAAACACAGUGACCUCACAUUGUACCCAGGAUGGCCACUUCUCCAUCGCUGUAUCCCGGGAUGCAGCCUCUCCCCCACUGCACUUGGAAUCUGUGCGCCUGGUCUUUGGGAAUGACAGUGGGUGUGAGCCCGUGAUGGUAACCCGUACCUUUGUCCUGUUCCGGUUUCCAUUUACUUCCUGUGGGACCACAAGCUGGGUCACGGGAGACCAGACAGUGUAUGAAAAUGAGUUAAUUGCCAAAAGGGAUGUGAGAACUGGGGAUCAUGGCUCUAUCACUCGUGACAACAUCUUCAGGCUUCAAGUCAGCUGCAGCUAUUCAUUAAACAGUAACACAGUCCCAGUUCAUGUCCAGGUGUUGACCCUUUCACCACCACUUCCCAAGACCCAGCCUGGACCCCUUGCUCUAGAACUUCAGAUUGCCAAAGAUGAAAACUAUGGCUCCUACUAUGCAGCUGCUGACUACCCAGUAGUGAAGUUCCUUCGGGAUCCGGUCUAUGUGGAUGUCUCUAUCCUUCACAGGACAGACCCUAAUCUGGGGCUCCUCCUGCAGCAGUGCUGGGCUACAACCAGCCCCAGCCCGCUGCACCAGCCACAGUGGCCCAUUCUGGUGGAAGGCUGCCCCUACACUGGAGACAAUUACCAGACUCAGAGGAUCGCUGUUGAGAGGUCCCUGCCAUUUCCCUCAUACCACCAGCGCUUCAGUUUCUCUACCUUCGGCUUUGUGGACUCCUCAAGGGCAAAGCAGGCUCUGAGUGGACAGGUGUUUCUGCACUGCAGUGCAUCUGUCUGCCAGCCUGCAGGGAUGCUAUCCUGCACGGUCACCUGUCCUCCUGCCAACCGAAAAAGAAAAUCUGGCCUGUAUUUUCAGAAUAGUACUGCCAGCAUUUCUAGCAAGGGCCCCAUGAUUCUACUCCAGGAUACUGAAGACCCUUCAGAAAAAACCCAUAAAACUACAGGUGGUCCCGUGGAUCCCCAAGCUCUGUGGGUGGCAGGAUUUGCAGGCACCUUCAUCAUUGGAGUCUUGUUAGUAUCCUACUUGGCUAUCAGGAGACAGAAGUGAGGUGCUCAGACCAAAUGUGUCAAUAAAACUAGACUGUAAU